AUGGCAGCGAGGUCCCGGGGGCCACGUCCGCUUGUGCUGAGCCUGCUGCUGUGUGCCCUGAAUCCCCUUCUGUCUCAGGGCGGGAAGCUGUUGUUGGUCCCAGUGGACGGCAGCCACUGGCUGAGCUUGUUCGGGGUCAUCCAGCGGCUGCACCAGCAGGGACACGACAUAGUGGUCAUAGCUUCUGAGGCCUCCGUGUACAUUAAAGAAGGAGCGUUUUACACCUUGAAGAGCUACCCUGUCCCAUUCCGGAGGGAGGACGUGGAAGCGUCUUUUACUGGUCUCGGGCUCGGGGUUUUUGAGAAGAAGCCUUUCCUGCAGCGUGUGGUCGAGACAUACAAGAGGGUCAAGAAGGACUCUGCUCUGCUUUUGUCUGCCUGCUCCCACUUACUGUACAACGAGGAGCUGAUGGCCUCCCUGGCGGAAAGCGGCUUCGAUGCCGUGUUGACAGACCCUUUCCUUCCUUGUGGCCCCAUCGUGGCCCUGCGCCUGGCACUGCCUGUCGUGUUCUUCUUGCACUCACUGCCAUGCGGCCUAGAUUUUCAAGGUACCCGCUGCCCCAGCCCACCAUCCUAUGUGCCCAGGGUUCUGUCCCUUAACUCAGAUCACAUGACUUUCCUACAGCGGGUGAAGAACAUGCUCAUUCUUGUGUCAGAGGGCUUCCUGUGCAAUGUGGUUUAUUCCCCAUAUGCGUCACUUGCUUCGGAAGUCCUUCAGAAAGAUGUGACUGUCCAGGACCUUAUGGGCUCUGCAUCGGUCUGGCUUUUCAAAAGUGACUUUGUAAAGGAUUACUCCAGGCCCAUCAUGCCCAACAUGGUUUUUAUUGGUGGGAUCAACUGUGCCAGCAAAAAGCCACUGUCCCAGGAAUUUGAAGCCUAUGUUAAUGCUUCUGGAGAACAUGGAAUUGUGGUUUUCUCUUUGGGCUCCAUGGUCUCAGAGAUUCCCAAGGAGAAAGCUAUGGAAAUUGCUGAUGCUUUGGGCAAAAUACCUCAGACAGUCCUGUGGCGGUAUACUGGCACUCCACCACCAAAUCUUGCGAAGAACACAAUACUUGUCAAGUGGCUUCCCCAAAAUGAUCUGCUUGGUCACCCGAAGGCUCGUGCCUUCAUCACACAUUCUGGCUCCCAUGGCAUAUACGAGGGGAUAUGCAACGGCGUUCCCAUGGUGAUGCUGCCCUUAUUUGGUGAUCAGAUGGACAACUCGAAGCGCAUGGAGACCCGGGGGGCUGGAUUGACCUUGAACGUCCUGGAAAUGACUUCUGAAGAUUUAGCAAAUGCCCUAAAAGCUGUCAUCAAUGACAAAAGUUAUAGAAAAUCUAUCUGGUUUAAGAGAAGAUUUAUACAAAAGAAGAUGUUUAACAGCCUCAAAGCUCACCAUCUCACCUGGUACCAGUACCACUCUGUGGACGUGAUCGGCUUCCUCCUGGCCAUUGUGCUGGGUGUUGUCUUCAUCGAUAAAAUGCUGCGCCGCUGCCAGCAAGCUUUGGGAAAAAGGAUCUAG
Puma concolor (puma) is the source of this 1500-nucleotide messenger RNA. Lineage: Eukaryota; Metazoa; Chordata; Mammalia; Carnivora; Felidae. The record is from RefSeq and is a predicted model, not a curated record.